Molecule: messenger RNA, 2358 nt
Organism: Aspergillus novofumigatus IBT 16806
Lineage: Eukaryota; Fungi; Ascomycota; Eurotiomycetes; Eurotiales; Aspergillaceae
Gene: pacC
Product: putative C2H2 transcription factor PacC
Exons: 5
Coding region: 415-2358 (647 amino acids)
Biological process (GO): positive regulation of transcription by RNA polymerase II
Cellular component (GO): nucleus
Source: RefSeq, a predicted model, not a curated record
CAAGAACCCAAGCAUUCCCCCCCCUCUGCCUCCUCUUCCUCUCUUCCAAGACUUUCCUCUCUUCUAUCCGUCCAUACCCCCUUCCCUCCUCCAUCUCCAUCCUCUUUCUCCCUUUAUUCCUAUCUUACUUCGUUAAGAACUCUUGUCUACGUGUGCCGUGUGUACACGACUUUACAGCUUCUUUUGCGUUGUCUUUUAGCGGCGAUUCACCGUGUCUUGCCGAUCAUUUUCUGGCUGACGACGUCCGUCGCUCCUCCGAUAAAUUGAUUCUCUGACUCAUUUUAACCCUUCUACCCUUCUCCCUUUCUCUCCUUGUGUUGAGAAACGCGACUCAUCGCAGUUAACUGGCGUUGAUAUCCUCCCUUCAUUCUCCGCUGCUCCCAAGAAAAGGGACAAGAAAUCAGUCUUGGCACAAUGUCUGAACACCAAGAGAACGCAACCAACAACAACACAACUGCUUCGCCUUCGGCAACGGCAGCUCCUAUGCCUGCACCCAUCUCGCAGGAGCAGCCUUCGUCGCAGCCUGCAGCUACAACCCCAGCUCCUGUGUCUACUUCGACCCCUCCAGCUUCUGUGACUGCGACCGCGGCUGCUGCGACCGCGGCUGUUAGUGCUCCCCAAAUGAACGGAACCCCUUCAAGUGAUGAACAACUUUCCUGCUUGUGGCAGGGUUGCUCUGAGAAAUGUCCUUCUGCAGAGACACUUUAUGAUCACAUCUGCGAGCGUCACGUCGGUCGAAAGAGCACAAAUAACCUCAAUCUGACAUGCCAGUGGGGAAGCUGCCGCACCACAACUGUUAAGCGUGACCACAUCACGUCUCACAUCCGUGUCCACGUUCCUCUGAAGCCUCAUAAAUGUGAAUUUUGUGGAAAAGCAUUCAAGCGUCCCCAGGAUCUCAAGAAACACGUGAAGACCCAUGCCGAUGAUUCGGUGCUUGUGCGGUCGCCCGAGCCGGGAGCCAGAAAUCCGGAUAUGAUGUUUCAUGGAGCUGGAAAAGGCUAUGCUGCUGCCGCCCAUUAUUUCGAGCCAUCUCUGAAUGCAGUGCCCAGCCAAGGAUACGCCCACGGUGCUCCGCAAUACUAUUCGUCUCAUCACCCACACCAGCCGUCCAAUCCUUCCUACGGAAACGUAUACUAUGCUCUCAACCACGGUCACGACGGCCAUGCUUCGUAUGAAUCCAAGAAGAGGGGCUACGACGCUCUGAACGAGUUCUUUGGCGAUCUGAAACGCCGUCAAUUCGAUCUUCACUCUUACGCAGCGGUUGGCCAACGCCUCCUUGGUCUUCAGAAUCUGUCUCUCCCUAUCCUGACCGGUGGCCCUGUGCCUGAAUACCAGCCCAUGCCAGCGCCGGUGGCCGUGGGUGGUGGCUACGGCCCUGGUGGACACGGUGCUCCUAACGACCUGAUCAACAUCGAUCAAUUCUUGCAGCAGAUGCAGGAUACCAUCUACGAGAAUGACGAUCAUGUUGCUGCUGCUGGUGUCGCACAGCCUGGAGCCCAUUACCUUCCUCCAAGCCACACUGUGGCCACCACCUCUGCUAGUUCUUCCAUGAGCAACCCUGCCACGCACUCGCCUCCCACUGGCACUCCGGCUUUAACCCCUCCAUCCAGCGCCCAGUCGUACACCUCUGGUCGUUCUCCAAUCUCCAUUUCCUCCGCUCAUCGCGUUUCGCCGCCUCACCAUGAUGGUGGCUCGAGCAUGUACCCCAGACUUCCAUCAGCCACGAUGGCCGACCAUCUGGCGGGUGGCUACCCCACUGCGUCGAGUGCUGCUCCUCCUUCUACCCUCAGCGGCAUCUUUGAUGAUGAUCGUCGCCGGUACACUGGAGGCACUUUGCAGCGUGCUCGUCCCGAAGAGCGUCGCCUGUCCAUCCAGAUGGACACCUCUCACGACGGCAAGGAGGACGGCGAACGCACGCCUACCGGCAAAGCCCGUUCGUCGGAUUCCAAUUCCCCAGUGCGCAUUUCGGCUAACCUCAUUGAUCCUGCACUGCACUCGAGCAGCCCGUCUGAGGCCGAGGCCGCUCUGCGCACCGCUCAGGCAGCUACGGAGGUGGCCGAGCGUGCCGACUCGCAGUGGGUGGAGAAGGUUCGCCUCCUGGAGUAUCUGCGUAGCUACAUUGCAUCCCGUCUGGAAAGGGGCGAGUAUGACUCCGACUCCGAUGGCCAUACUUCGGUCGCCGCUUCUCCGGAUACCAAGCACGAUGGACACAUGGACGGUGUGGAAACGAGUCAUACACCCAUCACUACCGAAAAGCCUUCUGCGCCUCCCGCAGCCAAGGCUGAGUCUAACCACGGUGUGAUGUAUCCCACCCUUCAUGGAUUGGAUGGCGAUGAAGAUACCAAGAUGCACCAUUAA